Messenger RNA from Chenopodium quinoa (quinoa), 687 nucleotides. RefSeq lists its product as uncharacterized. Gene Ontology annotation, molecular function: nucleic acid binding. The transcript has 2 exons. The record is from RefSeq and is a predicted model, not a curated record. NCBI's taxonomy places the organism in Eukaryota, Viridiplantae, Streptophyta, Magnoliopsida, Caryophyllales, Amaranthaceae. The coding region runs from base 1 to 687 and encodes 228 amino acids. Gene Ontology annotation, biological process: DNA integration.
AUGGGGAAUUUUUCUAGGAGGCAUGAAAUGCCGCAAAACCCCAUCCUUGAGCUUAAAGUUUUUGAUGUGUGGGCUAUAGAUUUCAUGGGCCCUUUCAUUUCUUCACAUGGGAACAAGUAUAUUUUGUUUGUCGUUGACUAUGUCUCUAAGUGGGCGGAGGUCGUAGCUUCUCCAACGAAUGAUUCUAAGGUGGUGGUUAAUCUUUUAAAGAAGGUGAUUUUCCCGAGAUUUGGUGUUCCAAGGGCCAUAAUUAGUAAUGGGGGAUAUGGAGUGUCUCAUAAGCGAGGGCUCACUUACCACCCUCAAACGAGUGGUCAAGCGGAGAUCACCAAUAGGGAGCUCAAAGUGAUCUUGGAGAAGACAGUUGCUAGAACAAGGAAAGAUUGGUCUUCUAAACUCAUUGACUCUCUAUGGGCGUAUAGGACCGCUUUCAAGACUCCGAUAGGGAACACUCCCUAUAAGAUUGUAUAUGGGAAAAAUUGCCACUUACCCGUAGAAAUGGAGCAUCGAACUCAUUGGGCGAUCAAGAAAAUCAAUUUUGACCUCCAUAGUGCGGGUGAGCAAAGACUUCAAGAGCUACACGAGUUAGAAGAGUUGAGGAUGAAUGCCUACGAUAGUGCAAGCAUGUACAACGCAAGGACUAAGGGUUGGCACGAUGCUCAAAUUGUUAAGAAAAUAUUUGUCUAA